Eruca vesicaria subsp. sativa (arugula) is the source of this 1553-nucleotide messenger RNA. The record is from the annotation of a GenBank genome assembly. Lineage: Eukaryota; Viridiplantae; Streptophyta; Magnoliopsida; Brassicales; Brassicaceae.
GCAAAACUAAGAAUCAAUGCUUCGUACAGAACAAACAUAAAGCAUAUAAAGCUCUCUUGAGUUUUUUUUUUUAAAUCUUUUUGUGAUUUCACAAUUCAAGAAAGCAAAUGGGAUCUAAAUUUCACGCUUUCAUGUUCCCAUGGUUUGCUUUUGGUCAUAUAACUCCGUAUCUGCAUCUGGCGAACAAACUAGCCGAGAAAGGUCACCGAGUCACUUUCUUGCUACCCAAGAAAGCUCAAAAGCACCUUGAGCAUCUCAAUCAUUUCCCACAAAACAUUGCCUUCCACCCUCUCACAAUCCCUCAUGUCAAUGGCCUCCCUCCUAGCGCCGAGACCACUUCAGACAUCCCCAUCUCGUUGGACAAGUUCUUGUCUGAAGCCAUGGAUCUCACACGUGGUCAGGUCGAAGCUGCGGUUCAAACUUUGAGACCUAACUUGAUCUUCUUCGAUUUUGCUCACUGGGUUACAGAACUAGCUAAAGACUAUAUGAUCAAGAGUGUAUGUUACAUCAUAUUAUCAGCGACCACUAUAGCUCAUACACUUGUCCCUGGUGGCGAACUAGGCCUUCCCCCUCCUGGUUAUCCUUCAACGAAGGUAAUGUACCGUGACAACGACGCUCACGCUUUAGCCACACUUUCCAUCUACUACAAAAGGGUUUAUCAUCAGAUCACUACUGGUCUUAAGAGCUGUGACAUUAUUUCAAUAAGGACAUGCAAAGAGAUAGAAGGUAAGUUCUGCGACUAUAUAGCGAGUCAAUACAAUAGGAAGGUUCUCUUGACCGGUCCAGUGCUCCCUGAGCUAGAAAAGGGUGAACCACUAGAAGAACAAUGGAUUCAUUUUCUGAACGGGUUCGGACCGGGGUCGGUAGUGUUUUUUGCACUUGGCAGCCAAAUCAUUCUUGAGAAGGAUCAGUUUCAAGAACUCUGUUUAGGGUUUGAGCUGUUAGGUUUACCGUUUCUUGUAGCGGUUAAGCCACCUAAAGGAGCUUCCACGAUUCAAGAAGCAUUACCUGAAGGGUUUGAAGAGCGUGUUAAGGGACGUGGAGUGGUGUGGGGAGGAUGGGUGCAGCAACCAUUGGUAUUGUCUCAUCCAUCAGUAGGAUGUUUUGUGAACCAUUGUGGGUUUGGGUCAAUGUGGGAGUCUCUGAUGAGUGAUUGUCAGAUAGUGUUGAUUCCAUUUUUGGGUGAUCAAGUUCUAAACACAAGAUUGAUGACUGAGGAACUUAAGGUCUCUGUAGAAGUGGUUAGGGAGAAAACAGGAUGGUUUUCGAAGGAGAGCUUGAGCGAUGCGGUUAGGUCUGUGAUGGAUAAAGACAGCAAACAUGGGAAGCUAGUGAGGAGGAACAAAGCUAAAUUGAAAGAUAUAUUGGUUAGUCCUGGACUAUUCACAAGUUAUGAGGAUAAAUUUGUAGAGGCAUUGCAAGAGUAUCUUGUUUGAUCAUGCAGUUUUUAUUUUAAUUUCGAUAUGAAUGGAAACAUCUGAAACAAAUGUAUUUAAAGUCUUCUCAUGAAUUUUAUGAACAUGUUUUCCAGAAUUUCAAACUUUCAACAAAAU